GUUUCUUCAGACCUUUUAUUUGAUCAAGCAUUUGAUAACAAACAUCCUCAUUCUGAAUUUAUAAAAUCGUUUUUUCCUGUACUCUCAAAAAGAAAUAUGUUUUCUUUAAACAAAAGAAACUGUGAGAUAACAUUCAUCUGAUUCUGACUAAUUUGUUGGCACAAAUGAAGAGUCACGCAAUUUUUUAAGAAGGUAGAAAUCAUCCCAGCCUUAUUAUAGCUAAUGUGAUAUCACGCUGUUGUCUGUCUGUGAUACAGAUUAUAAAAACAUAGGGUUUUAGCACAUUUUGCGCUGUUUAGCUUGCUUCUUGUACUGUUUAACUUGCUUCUUGUACUAAUUACCUUGCUAUUGAAAUAGAAAAAUACGCCCUUGCAGACUAUUGGGAAUACUAUUUUAGAGCAAUAUUCUCACCGUCAUGUUUCAAGAACUUGCACCGCUACAACAUCAUUAACAAAUGGAAUUUCAAUGUUAUUGUUCUUUGAGUUGCCUUGUGAAAAAUACAUAUUUUCCUGAAUGUUGGAGUUCAGAUUUCAAACAUAACAUUUUAACCCUUGCUGGGAAAGUUGAUCUAAAAACAUGUCAGUGUAAUUUCUUCUCUUCUAUAUUUUGAGGCCCCACAAUCAAUGAAUUGAUCAUUCUGGCUCCUAUGUUUCUGUUGAGUAUGUACUGGUAAUGACCCAUCAGAUGUGUGAUGCUGAGAUAAUAGAUUUCUAUGUAUGACAAUUUUUGCCUUAUAGUUUUUAUUAACAGCAUUUGUUUUACCAAAUUGUAAAUUGAACAUGGAUAAAAAAAAAAGUGUUUAAAUUGAAAUGAGACAUUUACUUAAUCCAUAAUUCAAAAGUUGAUUUUUGAAAUGGGGUGGCCAUGUACCAGGGCAGAAGUUGGGUGGCCAUGUACCGGGCAGAAGUUGGGUGGCCAUGUCCCAGGGUUGAAGUAGGGUGGCCAUGUACCAUGGUUGAAGUUGGGUGGCUAUGUACCAGGCCAGAUUUAGGGUGGCCAUGUACCAGGGCAGAAGUAGGGUGGCCAUGUACCGGGGCAGAAGUUGGGUGGCCAUGUACCAGGGUUGAAGUAGGGUGGCCAUGUACCAGGGCAGAAGUAGGGUGGCCAUGUACCAGGGCAGUUUGAAGUUGGGUGGCUAUGUACCAGGCCAGAAUUAGGGUGGCCAUGUACCAGGGCAGAAGUAGGGUGGCCAUGUACCGGGGCAGAAGUUGGGUGGCCAUGUCCCAGCGUUGAAGUAGGAUGGCCAUGUACCAGGGCAGAAGUAGGGUGGCCAUGUACCAGGCCAGAUUUAGGGUGGCCAUGUACCAGGGUUGAAGUAGGGUGACCAUGUAACAGGCCAUAUGUAGGGUGGCCUAUUUUCAGGGUAGAAGUAGGGUAGCCAUUUACAAGGUUUGAAAUAGGGUGGCCAUGUACCAGGGCAGAUGAAGAACCAAACGAUAUUUCAGCUUUGGACCUGGGACCCUUUAAAAGAGCUCUUCUCUUUCUCAAGCAACAUUUAAAUCCUGUGUUAAAAAACAACACUAUUAUCAGAUAAGGCUCUUUCCCACAUUUCUAACCUGUGAACUAUGUACAUUUCAAUGUCGACCUUCCACUCAACUCUCUGUUCUGUCAACAUGACGUCCAGUUGUUUUAGUGUAUGUAAUGUGUUUCUAGUCCCAGAAUCUUGUGCACAUAUUUGUCUAUGUCAUCACUAAAGUUAAAAUAACUUGACCAGUCUCAGUCAUGACUUUGGCAAGUAUCCAUAUUACUAAACUAUUUUUUGUUUGUUGAUAGACUCAUAAAAGGUAUGGCCUGCCUAAAAACUGUACAAAAAAACAACAAAAAAACAACACAUCUUAAUAUUGAAUUGUGAUGUAACAACAACAGUGAUUUUACGAGCACUUGUGAUGUAACGUCACUCUCACCUUGCUAUGAACAAUUUUUUAGUACACAUUCCUGCACUGCUCUCAACUACAAUGUCAACUUGAGAUUAUUUCUCCUCAAGCAUGAAUCUUCG
Molecule: messenger RNA, 1996 nt
Organism: Lymnaea stagnalis (great pond snail)
Lineage: Eukaryota; Metazoa; Mollusca; Gastropoda; Lymnaeidae
Source: the annotation of a GenBank genome assembly